CGCCUCCCCACAGCCCCACACCAGCCUCCCCACUGACCAGCCCUCCUGCAACACCGCCCCGAGCACCCCCACCGCCCCCACCUGCCUCACACCCCUCUCUGCUCUCACCUUCUCUCCCCUUCUCUUGCCUGCCCUCCCAGGGCCCCUCCACACCACACCCAUGGCCUGCUACGACCUCUGCCGCCCCUGCGGACCCACCCCGCUGGCCAACAGCUGCAACGAGCCCUGUGUCAGGCAGUGCCAGGACUCCACCGUCCUCAUCCAGCCCUCCCCCGUCCGCGUCACCUUCCCAGGGCCCAUCAUGACCUCCUUCCCCCAGAGCUCCUUCGUCGGAUCCACUGCAGGGGCUGCCCUGGGCACGGAGCUCAACGUCCAGGGACAGCCCAUCUCCGGCGGCUUUGGGGCCGGAGGCUACGGCCUGGGCUAUGGCCGUGGCUUUGGCUACGGCCUGGGAGGCCUGGGCUGCUACGCCAACAGGGGCUGCUACGGCAUCUGUUGAGGCCCCAAACAACUGCCCCAACAACAACCAUCCCGGACCUGCAAGUCACCACAUGGAACAGGGAUUCAUCUUCGUGCCCAGGCUCUCCAAUGGGCUCAGCACUUCCAGCUCCUGCUCUCAGGGCUCCAAGCAAGGAAACACCCAAGGGGCCAGCCUGCACUGCCUGCAAACAUGGCCCAGCUCCCUCCUCCUCUUCUCCCCCUUCCUUCUCUCCAGCGCCCCUUCGGCUCUGGCCAGUCCCCUCUGCUGCAAACACCUUCUCACAAACCACACACCAUUGGCUACCUCCACUGGGCUGCUCCCAACAAGGGGAGCAGCAAGAUCUCAGGGCUCUGCAAGAAUCUCCUGCAAGGGAGGGACCUCAGCUGAUGGUCGCCCUAUUUGCACCUCAGACCGGAUCCCUUCCCCUGGCUGCUCCUUUCUUUUUACUCUUUAGUCUCAAUAAAGUUCUCCUGCAUCACAGCCUCUGAUGUCUC
This is a messenger RNA of Pseudopipra pipra, 975 nucleotides long. RefSeq names its product feather keratin B-4-like. The coding region runs from base 161 to 499 and encodes 112 amino acids. Gene Ontology annotation, cellular component: intermediate filament. Lineage: Eukaryota; Metazoa; Chordata; Aves; Passeriformes; Pipridae. Gene Ontology annotation, molecular function: structural constituent of cytoskeleton. The record is from RefSeq and is a predicted model, not a curated record. The transcript has a single exon.